AUGGCAGGGAGAACUCCCGUCUGGUUGGACGUUGACACGGGCCACGAUGACGUCUUCGCCAUCCUCCUCGCAGCCAGACAUCCCAACCUGGACCUCCUCGGCAUCAGCUCAUCCUACGGCAACGCAGAACAAAAGUACACAACCAACAACACAAGCGCCGUCCUCAGCGCCGUAGGCCGUCCCGACAUCAAAGUCUACCCAGGCGCCACGAAACCUUUCUGUCGGGAGUUCAUCGGGCCACCAGAAAUCCAUGGCGAUACCGGACUCGCGGGUACGAGUUUGCUUCCCCAGCCUGUGUCCAAUAUUGUGCGCGAUGUGAACUUUCUCGUCGCCGCACGGGAUGCGAUCAUGGCGCAACCGGCGCGAACGGCGUGGUUCGUGGUGACGGGGCCGUGUACGAAUGCCGCACUGCUGUUUGCGGCUUUCCCUGAAGUUGUGGAUCAUCUAGCUGGACUCAGCAUCAUGGGCGGAGCCGUGGGAGGCGACUUCUGCCCUCAGGUCUCAAAGGAAUUCGGAAAAACGCUCGGGCAGAGCGAAGGAUUCGGCAACGAGACGCCCUGGGCCGAGUUCAACAUCUACUGUGAUCCAGAAGCGGCCCACGCCAUCUUCUCGAACCCGAAGCUGGCGGCGAAGACGACUUUGGUCACUCUGGAUCUCACGCAUCAGUGCUUGGCGACGAAAGAUGUGCGAGCGCGAAUUCUGGGCCCGGGGGAGCCGAGUCCGCUGCGAGGGUUCCUUCAUGAGAUUCUGCAUUUCUUCGCGCAGAGCUAUGUCGAGUGGUUUGAUGUGCAUGAAGGCCCUCCGCUGCACGAUCCGCUCGCUGUUGCUGCGCUGUUCGGGUACGAUUCGGGCAUAUUUGAAGAGGAUGGCGAUAGAUAUGGGAUUCAAGUUGUGACGGAUGGAGCACAUAGCGCGCUCGACUCCGUGAGAGGGCAGGUGGGAAGGACGGUAUUGACAAAACUUGAUGCUCGCUCAGAUGGGCUUGCUGCUGGCGUUAGGGUGCCACGCAAGUUACACACCAAUUCAUUUUGGGAUGUCCUUGAAAAGUGUGCAGAGAUUGCGGACAAGGGUCCACAACCUGUCUCUACAUAG
Molecule: messenger RNA, 1092 nt
Organism: Zasmidium cellare ATCC 36951
Lineage: Eukaryota; Fungi; Ascomycota; Dothideomycetes; Mycosphaerellales; Mycosphaerellaceae
Exons: 5
Coding region: 1-1092 (363 amino acids)
Biological process (GO): purine nucleoside catabolic process
Cellular component (GO): cytosol
Molecular function (GO): purine nucleosidase activity
Source: RefSeq, a predicted model, not a curated record